UUAAAAUUAAGCUAAAAAUUCUACUAUACGUUUCGCGGCAUCGAAGCAAGAAUGUCAGACUCAAAUUCCAGAGAGCAAGCCCUAGGAGGGGAACGCAGGGACUCCGAUCAAAACCCUAAUAAUGAUAAUCAUCAGACCGACCAGUCGCAAGAAUGGAAGACCAUGGCUGAAGCUUGGCUCUGCGCGUUCCCGGAGGCGAAGGCCGUGGCUGAGAGCCAAAUUGAAGCUUGGAUCGAUUCCAACCACGCCUUCUUGCCAGCAGAGCUGCAAUCCAUGCCUCGAUCGGACGUCAUUGAUCGUCUUCUGUCCAUACAGCAUUACAUGAGGCCACUGGACCAGCGUGAGGAAAAGGAGGCAAGUCAGGUGGAUCUUCCACCUGCUCGAUUUCAACGAACUGAUCAAUGGAUACCAGUUUAUUCAUGGUUAGAGUCUUUGGAUCAAGAUGAUGUGGUAAAAUCUAAAGAUAUCUCUGACUGGCUAGCUGCAAAUCCACAAGUCAAAGAACAGCUGUGCUCUAGGCAUUCCCGCUACCAUCUGAUGCACUACAUCAAGAAAUGUCAUUUAAAGAUUCUAAAAAGAAAGGAAAAGAAGGGUUUACAGCAACCCAGCAAAGAAACUGCUCUAAGAGUUCACAAGGAUAUUGUCAAACCUACAGUCACUAAUUCAAGCAACCCUUUGAGCAAUAUACCAAAAGAUAGUGAUUUGUACAUCACAAAACGAAAUGAAGCUUUACGCAAAUAUGAGAUUUUAGUGGAGCUGGAGAAAAAACUUGCCCCUGUGUUCUCAAGGCCUCAAACCUCUACCAAGUGAAGGAAUUUAGAAUCAGGUUGGUAGAGUGACUGCCUCUCACAAGAGUGAUACUUCCAUUUUCUUUUUUGUGUUUUAUAUAUCCUUUUACAAAUGAUAGACCAUGAGUGAUCAUCAUACCGUGCAGUCAAGGUUGUGAAAAUUUACUAUGAAAAUGACAAAAGUAGAUUUUGCCGGAUGUGAUCAGAUGAUGGCAAGAUUUUGAAAUAGGAACAUCGAACAUGGUUUGUUUCAGUUUGUGUAUAUAAAUGGAUGGGAUCUGGUGCCAUGUCUCCCAUUUUCUUCUAACGAUGUUUACAUUUGCAACAAAUAUGAAGUUUUUUUGUAGAAAAAAAAAA
Messenger RNA from Carica papaya (papaya), 1145 nucleotides. RefSeq names its product ribonucleoside-diphosphate reductase subunit beta. The record is from RefSeq and is a predicted model, not a curated record. NCBI's taxonomy places the organism in Eukaryota, Viridiplantae, Streptophyta, Magnoliopsida, Brassicales, Caricaceae.